This is a messenger RNA of Electrophorus electricus (electric eel), 2896 nucleotides long. It is a transcript of the gene cdt1, whose product is annotated as chromatin licensing and DNA replication factor 1. The record is from RefSeq and is a predicted model, not a curated record. Gene Ontology annotation, biological process: regulation of DNA-templated DNA replication initiation; DNA replication preinitiation complex assembly; DNA replication checkpoint signaling. Gene Ontology annotation, molecular function: DNA polymerase binding; DNA binding. Gene Ontology annotation, cellular component: nucleus. Lineage: Eukaryota; Metazoa; Chordata; Actinopteri; Gymnotiformes; Gymnotidae.
GCAGCGUUAAGAUCGCCAGUUAGCUCGUUACUACGUUUGGCCAGUGAAGCCACACUUCUUUACGAGGUGUCAAGAUAUUUUUAAAAAAAUGGCUCAAGCACGUGUCACCGAUUUUUUUUCACACAGUAAGAGGAGCGGUGCUGAUCGAACCUUGCGAUCGAAAGAACAAAUAGGGACAGCUGAAGACUAUUCGGGGUCUGAGGAGGACACUGCAGAAACAAAUGUUCCGAGGGCGACGCAAGCUGCAGACGAGGAUGUACCAGUGGCGGAAAGGACCUGUUCACUCGGUGACCAGGAAUCGCUUGAGUGCGUUCAGAAGGAGUUCCUAAGGGUCAUUGAUGAGGUUAUUGUGUCUUCCGAUAACUUGGAAGUUACCGCGGAACCAUCUGAUGCGGCCGACCGCGAACCGAUCGCGAGUCCCCGUACGCCUAAAAGGCGUGUGGCGGAGGCCGAGCUCGACCUGUGCUCGUGGGGGUUGUCCUCCGUGACCGGGCAGCACAGCACGGCUAAAAAGCGCCUCCGUGUCGGCGCGGCCAGGAAUCCCGGCGCUACACCGAAAACCUCAGACGUAGAGCCUGGAAAAAAGACUGCGAGAAAGAAGCUCGUUCUCUCCAGAGAUGAAGAAUCCGCAGCGGCCCCAGAACCGACCCUGGCCAGCCCUGCCCCGCAAGUGCUUUCUGAGUCUGUUGAAAAAGAAUCAGAGAGUCACAGUACAGAUAGCUCUCCUGUAUGCAACGUGUGUGCUGACAGCAGUGCCAAGCAGCCCACCAGCAGUAAGAAAACAUUCUCCAAAGAGGACAUUGCGGCGUUGAAAUCCCGUCUGCAGAGACUGAAAGGGCAGUCGGAAAGCCUGGUCUCUCCCUCUCCUGUGCCCGUGUCUACACUCGCAGAGCUUAAGGCACGACUGGACAGUGCCAGAGAGCUCUCGGCGCGAGCGCAGCAGAGGAAGGCAGAAAGAGUCGCCGAGGAGCAGAAGGACAGCGAGCAGCAGGGUCGGACCAAGCCCAGCCCAGAGGAAGGAGUGAAGCUUCCUGCGUACGAGCGCUACCACACGUUAGCUCAGGACGUUCCUCCUGGCCUCACUCUGCCAUACAUGUACAAGGUGUUGGCCGAGAUGUUCCGCAGCAUGGACACCAUCGUCGGCAUGCUCUUCAACCGCUCCGAAACGAUCACCUUCGGCAAAGUCAAACAUGGGGUGCAGGACAUGAUGCACAAGCGUUUUGAGGAGUCUCAUAUGGGUCAGAUUAAGACAGUGUAUCCGUCCGCCUAUAUCUUCCGUCAGGAAAAAAACAUUCCCACCUUCAGCGCAACUGUGAAGAAGUCUGCCUACCAGCUGACAGUGGAGCCGGCCGUUGACGAAGAAGCAGAUGGUGUUUGUCCGGUGCUGUCUGCCACUCGUCUGUUGGAGAGGAGACGCGUCUUCCAUCAGAACCUGGUAGAAAUUGUAAAGGGACACCAUAAGGUAUUCCUGGCCACCCUGAACCCACCUGUGGUUGUCCCUGAAGACAGGCUCACCCGCUGGCACCCCAGGUUCAGCGUGGAUGAAGUACCCCCCAUCCCGCCCAGCGAUUUGCCCCAGCCCCCCCAAACUGAGAAAUUGACCACCGCUCAAGAAGUGCUGGACAAAGCUCGCGCCCUCAUAACCCCUAAGAUGGAGAAGGUCUUGGCCGACACGGCCUUAAAAACAGCAGAGAAAGCAUGUUCAAAAGAGGCAGAGCCACCAGCCAAACCAACGGUGACACCCACACCCAAUGCCCUGAAAGGGGUCUCCCAGUCUCUACUGGAAAGGAUCCGAGCUAAAGAGGCUCAAAAGCUGCAAGCCAUCAUGACGCGGAACCCUCAGCAGGAGGAGCGCCUGGCUAUGAUGUCGCACUUGGCGGAGAUGGCCCGCAUCCUGAGGAACGUGUUUGUGGCUGAGAAGAAGCCAACUCUUAUAAUGGAACUGGUCUGCUGUCGCAUGGCCUCCAGCUACCGUAUUUCUUUCAGCCCAGGGGAAAUGGAAAAACAUCUGCGCUUGCUGGCAGAGUUGGCACCUGAGUGGCUAACGGUGCAUCCGAUCAGGAAGGAUUUCUACCUCAAGCUGAACAAGAACAUGAACAUGAACAUGGUUUUGGAGAAACUGAGUCAGAAGAUGAAGGAAGAGGAAAAUUGUUGAGGCCAUGGGGACUGAGAAACAGUGCAAUAGUUUGAUAACUCCAUAUCUUCUAAUCUUUGGAUUGGCUGUAUACAGACUCUGCUCCCUGACUAUGAACACUGGAGUGGUUUUAUAAGCAAAACAUUUUAGAACUAAAUGCAGAGGUUUGUGUACUAUUGUGUGUGACUUUUUUUUUUUAUUUUUUUUAAAUUUUAUUAAGUUUGUCUAGUUCCAUUUAGAGCUGGAUGAGUUUUGAAUUUUCUGUUUGUGGAAAACAGCUUUACAUUGUAGAGGCUUUUGCUUGUCUGACAAGUGUCAAGUACUGAACCACAAAGUUCGUGCAUUGAAGCGCAUACACCAACAGUUCAUUUGAAGAGCCUUGACCUGCUUACAUGUCCAAUAAACAAGCUGUUCCAAACAAGAGGCUUAAAAUAUCUUUUAAUCAAGACCAAAUUGUUUCAGACUGAUUCAGAACACAGGACUGCUGAACUUUACCAUAUUAAUUGCUCAGCACAACAGCAGCCGUGUGACUUAGCAAAUACUACUUCAGUAAGUGGGAGGAGCCAAGCACUUCACAGAUGCCAGAGCUGGCUUUGACUUAUUUUAGUUCUACAGUUGUUUUGAAGGAGUAUCUGCUGAAUAAAGUAAACAAGAAAUGAACAUUUAAGUGGAUAAUUUUCUUUACUUGUCAAGCCUCAUAAAACAGCAUAAUCUCAGUUUGCUUUAUCACUGAGAAACACCAAUAAAUUUUAAUAAAAAAAA